CUGAUAUCCCGAAAGUGCUAUACCAGCUCUGGUCUCUUUAAGCUGCGGAAGCGGUACCACUUUCCAGGUACCGCCCCGACCUGCGCGUCGCGCAGACGCCCGCAGCGUGCCACACUUUCAGCGACUCCUAUCCCGAAGCAGCGCAUACAUAUACAGCUGGCAUAACUGGACUGUUGGGACGACCCUCAGAUACCGGGUUCAACCGAUUCUUGUCUGCACCAUGUUAAGCUCUCCCCUAGACCGCGUUCCAAACGAAAUCUGGUUCGACAUCGGCAAACUUCUUCGGCGCGAUCGACCCACCCUUCUGAGUCUGUCACAGACCUGCAAACGUCUGCGAAGCUUGACCAUCCCCAUCCUUCUCUAUCAUGUCGAUUUGGACCUUAUUGAAUCACCUGGUCGCGCCGCGUCUCUCCUUGCUAUGCUUGGAGACGAAAGCGAAGCUGGGAGAUUUGUUCGCCGGAUGCACCUGAGAAUAUCUGUGCUGCUACUACCAAAGGAGAUCUGGCGUCUGCUCAAAGUCAUCGCCGUAGAAGAUCUUGUGUUGUCUUCGUCAAUCAUCUCCAAAACGUUCUUUGACGCGAUCUUGGCGAUCCCAUCCCUGCGGAGCUUGGCCAUCCAAAGCUGCACCAUAUUUCCCAAGGACCGCAUCCACACUGCGGUGGCCGACAAUCGCUGUGGCGGCAAACAACUCGUGUCACUCGAGAUAUCGUGGCAGGAAACGUCCCGCACCCCAACGUCAGCCGCAAUUCUGUCACAUGUCAACGUAACAAAUCUUCACAAACUCAGUUUGGAUGGCGCCGCUUACAACAGUUCCGCUGCGCUCGAUUCCUUGCACAUCAUAUCUGGAACCUGCUUAACGUCCCUCCGCUUUCCUCUCGUCGAACGUGCUUCGCAGAAUGGGGAUCCUUACCUACUUCUGCACGAUACCCUGAUUAACCAAUCGCACAUUCGGUUGCUUCACCUUCACCCUAAAGUCCAUAUUUCCUCGAUCCCCCCGGAUGCUCUGCCUUUAUUAGAGGAGUUCAAAGGAUCUUGCGAGCUGGCAGAGAUGUUAGUUCCUGGUCGGCCAGUCACAUGGCUCUCCAUCACAACGACAAGCAAGUUCGGCGAUCAGCAAGGAGAUAUGCAGGAAACCUUCCAAGCCUUUACCAAGUCCUCAAGGCACCUCUUAUUCUUAGAAUUUGAAGAGAUGUACGUCGAUGAAGAGUGGAUAGUGGAUCUCCCCAGAUUAUUCCCACAACUAGAGGAACUACGGGUCCAAUCAACCAAUUAUAUAUCAAAGGGGUUCUUGGGAAACGCCAUGCCAACACAUCUUUCAAAGAUGAAAGCAUGCAAGAGCAUACGCUUCCGUUGCCGAGGGGGCGGCUCACACCCUUUAAAUCUGCUGUACAUGCCAGACGAUGCGAAUGCCAAGUGGGCGGAGCAAACCGUGCUUAGAUGGGGUCAGCGAAAUCCCACAUUGCAAGAAGUUUGGCUUGGCCGCUUGUCGUUGCUCAAAGUCGCUCCGAAUGAAUGGAAGAUCUAUGACGAAUUCCAUUUCCGUGGACCUGCCGAAGCUUACAACAUUCCCUUGCUUCUUCCUGACAGACUUCCUUAACUGUGUUGUAUCUAAUUCAACGCACUUCUCAUGAUUUCACUCUUGUGUACGAAUGGCACGAUUCUCGUAGAAGCGCUGUCUUAGAACCCCAAUGACGUAAUGGUAACAAA
This is a messenger RNA of Dacryopinax primogenitus, 1707 nucleotides long. RefSeq lists its product as uncharacterized. The record is from RefSeq and is a predicted model, not a curated record. The transcript is spliced from 3 exons. Lineage: Eukaryota; Fungi; Basidiomycota; Dacrymycetes; Dacrymycetales; Dacrymycetaceae. The coding region runs from base 221 to 1597 and encodes 458 amino acids.